This is a messenger RNA of Drosophila willistoni, 4580 nucleotides long. It is a transcript of the gene Adcy2, whose product is annotated as adenylate cyclase type 2. Gene Ontology annotation, biological process: cAMP biosynthetic process; intracellular signal transduction; adenylate cyclase-inhibiting G protein-coupled receptor signaling pathway. Gene Ontology annotation, cellular component: plasma membrane. Gene Ontology annotation, molecular function: adenylate cyclase activity. The transcript has 21 exons. Bases 130 to 4236 code for a protein of 1368 amino acids. The record is from RefSeq and is a predicted model, not a curated record. NCBI's taxonomy places the organism in Eukaryota, Metazoa, Arthropoda, Insecta, Diptera, Drosophilidae.
CAACAACAAGAACAAGAACAACUACGCUAACAACGAGAACGGCAACAAGUGUUAGGACCUCCAUUAUCCCAACCAUUCACACUGCUCUAGGCUGGCGCAGUCAAUCAGCGGCAGCUGGCGGCGCACAGCAUGGUAAAACACAAUGCGGAAAUUGUGAAAACGGAAAAUGGCACCAAUACGAUGGCGGCGGCAACGACGACGAUGUCGGUAGUAAAAGCCAGCGGAAAUGCAGUGCAACCGAUGAAAAUGACAGCAACAACGAAAAAAAUGAUGGACGCAUUGUCGGCGGCAUCGUUGGACGAUUUGAGUGAACAUGAAAAUGGCACAACGGCUGAGGAUAUACAUCUGAACGAUUUGUAUACACGCUAUCGCCAGAGGCUGCGCAAGUCGCUAUUUAGAUCAGGAUUACUAACCUCACUCUUGGCCUGCGUGGUGUCCAUAGUAAUUGGCAUCGUUUACGAGCAGCACCUGGUGCAAACUUUACUCUUGGCCUUGGCUGCCUUAAUCUCUGGCUCUAUACUGACGGCCCUACAAUUUCCGGCGGUGCUCAGUUCCCCAGCUGCUGCCUUGGCCUUUGCCAUUGUCACCACCUUCUCGUUGGGCACGAUUGCGGCCAUUACGGGCGAUGAGUUGGCUCCCCUGCCUAUGUAUGCAUUGUUUCUGGGCAUCCACACAAUGUUGCCCAUAUCCUGGCCUGUCUCUGUGGUCCUCGCGUUAUUUAUGACGGCCAUCCACAUCGUUUAUAGGAUUGGCGCUAGUCCUGAAUAUACGCCCAAUUUACCAAUGCUUUUCGGCGAGAUUGUGAUGCUGGCCAGCGCAUCCGUUUCCGGUCUCUAUUAUCGCAUCAUGUCCGAUGCUGCACACAAUCGCACUGUCGAUGGCACUCGGACAGGCAUUGAGCAGCGCGUCAAAUUGGAGUGCGAAAGGGAACAACAAGAGCAGCUGCUACUUAGCGUUAUACCCGCUUAUAUAGCUGCCGAGGUAAAACGCAGCAUUAUGCUAAAAAUGGCCGAUGCCUGUCAACGUGCUGGAGGUCAGGCUUCCACUUCGGCAACACGUUUCCAUGAAUUGCACGUGCAACGGCAUACAAAUGUCACCAUUCUCUUUGCGGAUAUUGUCAACUUUACACCAUUAUCCUCAUCACUGACUGCCAGUGAUUUGGUUAAGACACUCAACGAUCUCUUUGGUCGCUUCGAUCAGAUUGCCCAGGAGAAUCAAUGUUUGCGUAUCAAGAUUCUGGGUGAUUGCUAUUACUGUGUGUCCGGUCUGCCCAUAUCUCGACCCCAGCAUGCCAGCAAUUGUGUCAACAUGGGCCUCCAGAUGAUCGAUGCCAUCAGACACGUGCGUGAGGCGACCGGCAUAAAUGUUGACAUGCGAAUUGGCAUCCACACUGGCAAUGUACUCUGCGGUGUCCUUGGCCUACGCAAGUGGCAAUUUGAUGUUUGGAGCGAUGAUGUUACCCUGGCGAAUCACAUGGAGAGCGGCGGUGUGGCUGGACGCGUUCAUAUCACAAAGCAAACUUUGGACUUUCUGGGCGACAAAUUCGAGGUGGAGCAGGGCGAAGGAGGCAAUCGUGAUGCCUAUUUGGCAGAUCAUAAAAUUGAAACGUAUCUCAUUGUGCCCCCCAGGCCCGCCUAUACGUACAGUGUUCCCCGCGUUGUGGAAUGCAUCGAACAGAAUGAUCCCAGUCCCACACAUGAGAAUCCACACGGCAAUGUGGAUGUUGUCGACGGUUCGAUUACUGUUUCCAGUCCGCCCAAUGAACCAAACGAUGUCACCGAGAAACUUUUGCCCCACGAGAAGACUGCCAGUUCUCCAGUACCGUCUAUUGGGCCCCUAAAUGGCCACGAUGGCAGCGAGAAACUGUCACCCACCUCGAUUAAUAGUCAAGAGGGGGCCCCCCUGCAUGCUCCGCUUGCCUCGACCGCAUCCAUGUCGAUCAAAGAGCUAUCCGAAGAGGAGGAAGACGCCGAAGCUGAAAUCAUAGCUGAUGCCGAUGCCGAGGCAGAACCUCUUGUGGUCAAAGAAUUGGAAAAGGAAAUGAACAACGAACAAUUGGGCCAACCAAAUGGCCAUCAUCAUCAGCAGCAGCAUCGUGGCAGUGGCGACUCUGCCGCCUCGGAAUCUGGUGGCGUCAAAUCGGCGGCUCUUUCACUGCCACCCGAUGAUCUGCUCAGCAUGAGUGGCAGUGAAAGUGGCAUAUCGAAUAGUGGUGCCCAUCCUGGCUCAGCCAAUGCGGCGAAUCUCACACCCACAACUGCUGCAGCAGCUGGAUACGGAGCAGGAACAACGGGCACAUCAACGUCAAUGGCAGGAACAGGGACAGGAACUGGGGCGAAUAGUUUAAUGGUAGCUGAGGCUCCCGAGCGCUCAAGGCGCAAGUUAUCUGUGCAAGGUCUCAUGUCCUUUGCCGACAGACGUCGCUCCUCUGGCGCCUUCAUCGAGGGACGCAAACUGUCCAUUCACAGCGGUGAAAGUUUUCGCAGUCAUGGAGGUCAUGUCACACGUAAUCGUCCCUCAUCGAAGAUGACAAAAUAUGUUGAGUGCUGGGGAGCGGAUCGACCUUUUGCCAAUAUUGCCGAAUCGAAGCUGGUGAAAAACAUUGGACUGGCGAGUAUAGCCAUGAUUGAAUCAAAUUUAUUGCCACCAGAGCGUAAAUGUUUCAAUUUUAAUUUCUUUGGACCACCAACUGAGCUGAAGCCGUUGACCAUGUGGUAUCGCAAUACGCCCCGUGAGGCCAUGUACCGUGCCCAGCCGGAUACACAUUUCCGUUACGAUCUGAUAUGCGCCUUUGUCCUCUUCCUUUCGUUGGCCGUUGUGCAGCUAAUUGUAAUUGAAUUAAAUCUGGCAUUACUCGGCUCACUGUUGGCCAGUUUCAUAUCGUUGGCUCUGUUUCUCUAUUUGAGCAAUAUGUCAGUGCCGGAUGUUCAUGCCUCGGCCACAGAACGCAAUGGUCCUGGUCAGGUGGUGGCUAGUAGUCGCUACUUGAGAUUGGCCAUGUUUCUCAUUGUCAGCAUUCUUAUCUCAUCGUGUGCCGUAUUCAGUGUGAUCAAUUAUUCGUUGCCCGAGGAUGUGACAUAUAGGGCCGACAAUGGCUCAAUUAUUGCCAGCAAUUUUACCAAUGAUUUUAAUAAUACAUCUGACAUAUUGGAGGAUCAGCAACCGGCGUAUAUUGCCCGUGCCAUACCAAUAGCUCCAAUAUUUCUAUGCUGCUGUGCGGUCAGUUUGGCUGCCAUUUCGGCAUUUCUGCGUUCGGGUUUUAUACUGAAACUAAUUGCCAUGCUAAUCGCAUUGAUUGGACAAGUCACAGUGCUUAGCUACAGUGAUCUAUAUACUCAAUAUAAUCUAAAAGAGAUUGAAUAUGGCCUACCAUUGGAAAUUAAAGGUUUUCUCUUACUUUUGGUGGUCAUCUUGGUACUACACACUUUGGAUCGUCAGGGUGAGUAUGUGGCACGUACUGAUUUCCUAUGGAAGGCCAAGCUCAAGGUCGAACAAGAGGAGGUGGAGACAAUGCGGGGAAUUAAUAAGAUCCUUCUUGAGAACAUUCUACCUGCUCAUGUGGCAACACAUUUUCUGCAUUUGGAGCGGUCAACAGAAUUGUAUCAUGAAAGUUAUUCCUGUGUGGCAGUUAUGUUUGCUUCUAUACCCAAUUAUAAGGAGUUUUACGAUGAGACCGAUGUCAAUAAACAGGGUCUAGAGUGUUUGCGUUUAUUGAAUGAAAUCAUUUGUGAUUUUGAUAAGUUACUUUUGAAACCAAAGUUUAGUGGCAUUGAAAAGAUCAAGACUAUAGCCAGCACAUAUAUGUGUGCAUCUGGUUUGAGGCCUGGAAAAGAGGAUGGUGCCACGACCCGUAGCUUUGCGGAUGAGAAACGCACUGAGGAGCACAACGUUGUCAUAUUGGUUGAAUUUGCAAUUGCUUUGAUGUCCAUAUUGGAUUCAAUUAAUCGCGAAUCAUUCCAACGAUUCCGUUUACGCAUUGGUCUCAAUCACGGCCCAGUAAUUGCCGGAGUUAUUGGAGCACAAAAGCCGCAAUAUGACAUUUGGAGUAAUACCGUAAAUGUUGCCUCCCGCAUGGAUUCCUGCGGUGUAAUGGGAAGACUUCAGACCACAGAGAAUACUGCAAAGAUAUUGAUGGCCGCUGGCUAUGAAUGCGAAUGCCGUGGCCUCACCUACGUUAAGGGCAAAGGCAAUCUAGUCACUUACUUCGUAAAGACACCAUUUGAUGGCAAAUUGUAAAUUCAUGCAAAUUGUUUCUAACUAGCCAGAAGAACUUAUUUACUCUGGACUCGCGUUUCCUUAAAUCGGCUACUUUCUUGAUGUCAAAUAUCGAUAAUUUAGUGGUCUGUAAAUUAACUAGAAAGAGCAACUUCUAGCUCUUUUUGAGCAAAUUGAGAGAUCUUCAUUGGUGAGAUCCUUUAGCCAUGAUGAUCGUUAUGGUUGCCUUUUCUAGUUAACGCACACACACACACCUACAUACAUACAUACAUAUGUAUAUCAAAACUAUGAUAUUUAUGCCAGCUUAAAAUAGAUAACCAAAAAAAGAAGAAGAAAAAACACACUCACACAUACAUACAUACAUA